Molecule: messenger RNA, 918 nt
Organism: Coniosporium apollinis CBS 100218
Lineage: Eukaryota; Fungi; Ascomycota; Dothideomycetes
Exons: 9
Coding region: 1-918 (305 amino acids)
Source: RefSeq, a predicted model, not a curated record
AUGGCUAUAUGGGUAAUUUACUUAUACCAUGACGACAUCAGACUCUGGUGCAUUCAGGUUGGUAGCCCCGUCUUCAGCGGUUCCAAGCCGUCUAGGGAGCUGGCUGACGUUUGCCUUCCGCAGCUCAUACCUCAGAUAUGGCAAAACUGGCGUCGGAAGAAGACUGACGGUCUGCCGGCACUGAUGCUGUUCCUCUGGGUGAUGGCUGUGCCGCCCCUGGGUAUAUAUGCAAUCGUUCAACAGAACUUCAACAUCCCGUUGCAGUUGCAGCCGCAGAUAUUCGGCCUCGAGGCUCUAUUCUGCUGGGCUCAGACGCUCAUAUAUGCCCACGGUUGGAGAACAUGGACUGCAUCCCUGGUGGCUGUCAUCACUGGCAUCGCCUGCGCUGGCGUUCAGGUGUUGCUGGUCUUCACGCUUCGAGGUCCAUAUGCAAACGGUAUCUCUUGGCCCAUCACGACUAUUGGCAUCAUCGCCGCCGUCGUCCUUGCCGCUGGCUUGAUACCGCCAUACUUCGAGCUGUGGAAAAGGGACUUCCGAGUCAUUGGAAUUAACUUUAUUUUUCUGACUACGGACUGGUUCGGCGCAUUCUUCUCCGCGAUGGCUUUGGUCGCCCAACAUACAUUUGAUGUCAUUGGCGGAAGUUCUUAUACUAUUUGCAUGAUCCUCGAGCUUGGGAUAUUCCUUUCCCACAUUCUUUGGCGCUUCCGCACCCGCAAAAUCCACCGCGAAGCAAAGCUGGCUGAUCUCAGCUACGACGACUACAUUGACGAAAAGCGCGGCCUGCCGGCCGCCGAUUCGAGCGCUUCAUUGGAAAAACUUCCGAUACCAUCCAAUGCAAACGGGGCGGAGACGGAUUUGGAAAAAGGGCCGACACAAGUUGUGGCUGUAUCAACAUCGGAGCAAAAAACGACGCCGUAG